This is a messenger RNA of Culicoides brevitarsis, 1274 nucleotides long. RefSeq names its product flap endonuclease 1-like. The record is from RefSeq and is a predicted model, not a curated record. Lineage: Eukaryota; Metazoa; Arthropoda; Insecta; Diptera; Ceratopogonidae. Gene Ontology annotation, molecular function: RNA-DNA hybrid ribonuclease activity; 5'-flap endonuclease activity; 5'-3' exonuclease activity. The transcript has 2 exons. Gene Ontology annotation, cellular component: nucleus. Bases 107 to 1252 code for a protein of 381 amino acids.
UUUCCCGCCAUCCAAACUCUUCGGAUUUCAAAUUUAAAUUUCUGCUGCUUAUAUUUUCUUUUUAAUUUGUUGUAAAAAAGCCUCAAAACUUUCAUCAACGAUCACCAUGGGUAUUUUAGGCCUUUCAAAGUUAAUUGCAGAUGUUGCUCCAUUUGCCUUGAAAGAGAUGGAGAUGAAAAACUUUUUUGGUCGUAAAGUUGCGAUCGACGCAAGUAUGUGUCUUUAUCAAUUUUUAAUUGCUGUGCGAUCAGAAGGAGCUCAGCUAACAUCUGUUGAUGGCGAACCGACAUCUCAUUUGAUGGGAACGUUCUAUCGAAGCAUUCGUCUUUUGGAGAAUGGGAUCAAACCCGUGUACGUUUUUGACGGAAAACCUCCAGAAAUGAAGUCGGGCGAACUCGUAAAACGAGCGGAGAAACGAAAUGAAGCCCAAAAAGCUUUGGAUAAGGCAACCGAAGCAGGCGACGCUGCGGAAAUGGAUAAAUUCAAUCGUCGUCUUGUAAAAGUCACAAGAGAUCAUUGUGAGGAGGCAAAACAACUCCUGAAACUCAUGGGUAUUCCAUACGUCGAAGCACCCUGUGAGGCGGAAGCGCAGUGUGCCGCAUUGGUAAAAGCGGGAAAAGUUUAUGCAACUGCAACGGAGGAUAUGGAUGCCUUGACAUUCGGUUCGACAAUUCUAUUACGUCAUUUAACAUUCUCCGAAGCACGCAAAAUGCCAAUUCAAGAGUACUAUCACGAUAGAGUUCUUAAAGGAUUGGAGCUUAACGAAGAUGAAUUCGUCGAUCUUUGUAUCUUGUUAGGUUGCGAUUAUUGCGAAAGCAUCAAAGGAAUUGGGCCAAAGAAGGCAAUUGAACUUGUGACAAAAUAUCGUUCAAUUGAAAAAAUCCUUGAAAAUAUUGAUCAAAAGAAGUUUAUUGUGCCCGAAAAUUGGAAUUACGAACAGGCAAGAGCUUUAUUUAAAAACCCAGAAAUCGCAAAUCCCGAGGAAAUUGAACUAAAAUGGACAGAACCUGAUGAGGAAGGGCUUGUGAAGUUUUUGUGCGGCGAUAGACAAUUCAAUGAACAACGAGUUCGUUCGGGAGCACAAAAACUCAUGAAAUGUCGAAGCACGGGAACACAAGGAAGAUUGGAUUCGUUUUUCAAGGUUUUGCCAUCAACUACUCCGAAUCAGAAACGCAAAUCUAUAGCAGAUGUCAAAAAGGAAUCCGCGAAGAAACUCAAAGGAGGCGCAAAAGGAAGUCGAAAACCAAAAUAAAUUGCAUAUUUUUUUCACAAUA